Molecule: messenger RNA, 1044 nt
Organism: Monosiga brevicollis MX1
Lineage: Eukaryota; Choanoflagellata; Craspedida; Salpingoecidae
Exons: 4
Coding region: 1-1044 (347 amino acids)
Source: RefSeq, a predicted model, not a curated record
AUGGAGACGGCAUCGUUGCACGAUGUGUCGACGCAAGAGCAAAAUGCCCUUCUCACCCUUGCCCUCAUCUCCAUCGGAUACAAUCCGGGAACAGGGGCUCCGCGUCGCCUGAAGUUGCGCACCGGUCCCGCACGCAGCUUUAUCGAAACCAUUCCAUCCCCCUCCUACAGCCUCUUUCCGACCACAUUCGAUGCGCCUCGGCCAGCCAGCUCAACCAUUUACCUCAAGGCCAGCAACAUCGAGGGUCGACAUGAUGGUCGUGAGCGCGUCAGCCGCAACUUGCGCCGUGAGUGGCGUGACUUUCUCACCUGCCUCGGUCGCUUGGCAAGCGGAGCCCAACCGUGUCCAUGUCAAUCCGCCGCCAGCAAUGAGUGCGAAUGCAACACUGUAGCGCUAUGCCAGCAUCUUCGAUCCAUGUUCUUGAGCUUGCCCGAGUGGCGCACCAUUGCCGCCUACGACAAUGCCAAAGACAUCAAACUCCACCUGCGAGGGAUGCUGGACAUUAGCGACCGGUUCACGGCCGAUCCGAAUGACCAUACCUUUGACGCCACGCUGGAAGUGGUCAGCUGUCAGCUCAACAAGCACGGCUUGCGGCUGAUUCGGAGUGGGUUACGCUUCACGGUUGAGCGGUUGGACCAAGGGACCGGCGAGUGGGCACCUGUCCCCAACCCGCCACGGAGUGAAGGCGUCCCCAACCUACCACGGAGUGGAGGCGUCUCCAAUCCACCACGGAGUGAAGGCGUCCCCCACCCGCCACGAAGUGAAGGCGUCCCCAACCUACCACGGAGUGAAGGCGUCUCCAAUCCACCACGGAGUGAAGGCGUUCCUCAGCCCAAACGGAUGAAGAUCUUGGCCCAUGUUGACCAAACUGGAGAGCAGCGGGCUGAAGCCUCAGAUCAACCUGUAGAGUUUUGUGCGGCAUCACCCCAAGAACAAGAGUGGGCUGACGAGGAACUUGGUGUCAUGUUUCCCCCAAAAUCCGACGAUACGAUAGCCUAUGAGACGAUGCACCUCCUUGAUCAAUCACGAGGGCGAAGGGCAUGA